AUGAGUGGCCACGCUAUCGACCCAACACAUACAGACACACUUUCCAUCCACGCCAACCCACAGAAGGAUCAGUUCGGUGCUAUUGUUGCUCCAAUCUACCAAACAUCCACCUUCCUCUUCGACAACUGCGACCAGGGUGGUGCUCGUUUCGGUGGCAAGGAAGCCGGUUACAUGUACACACGUAUCGGUAACCCAACAAACUCCGCACUCGAAGGCAAGAUCGCCAAGCUCGAACACGCUGAGGCAUGCGCUGCCACAGCUUCUGGCAUGGGUGCUAUUGCUGCUUCUGUCUGGACAUUCCUCAAGGCCGGUGAUCACCUUAUCUCCGACGAUUGCCUUUAUGGCUGCACACACGCCCUCUUCGAGCAUCAGCUCCGCAAGUUCGGCGUUGAAGUUGAUUUCAUCGACAUGGCUGUCCCAGGAAACAUUGAGAAGCACUUGAAGCCAAACACAAGAAUCGUCUACUUCGAAACACCAGCUAACCCAACAUUAAAGGUUAUCGACAUCGAAGACGCCGUCAAGCAGGCCAGAAAGCAGAAGGAUAUCCUCGUUAUCGUUGAUAACACCUUCGCUUCACCAAUUCUUACAAACCCACUCGACCUCGGUGUUGAUAUCGUCGUUCACUCCGCUACUAAGUACAUCAAUGGCCACACCGAUGUUGUCGCCGGCCUUGUCUGCUCAAGAGCUGACAUCAUCGCUAAGGUCAAGUCCCAGGGUAUCAAGGAUAUCACAGGCGCCAUCAUUUCCCCACACGACGCUUGGCUCAUCACAAGAGGCACACUUACACUCGAUAUGCGUGUCAAGCGCGCUGCCGAGAACGCUCAGAAGGUCGCUGAAUUCCUCCAUGAGCACAAGGCCGUCAAGAAGGUCUACUACCCAGGCCUUCCAGACCAUCCAGGCCACGAAAUCGCCAAGAAGCAGAUGAAGAUGUUCGGCUCUAUGAUCGCAUUCGAUGUCGACGGAUUAGAGAAGGCCAAGAAAGUCCUUGACAACUGCCACGUUGUUUCUCUCGCCGUUUCCCUCGGUGGUCCAGAAUCCCUCAUCCAGCACCCAGCUUCAAUGACACACGCUGGUGUUCCAAAGGAGGAACGCGAGGCUGCUGGCCUAACAGAUAACCUCAUCCGCCUCUCUGUUGGCUGUGAGAACGUUCAGGAUAUCAUCGACGACCUCAAGCAGGCUCUCGACUUAGUCCUCUAA
Trichomonas vaginalis G3 is the source of this 1197-nucleotide messenger RNA. Its product is annotated as methionine gamma-lyase. Gene Ontology annotation, molecular function: pyridoxal phosphate binding; methionine gamma-lyase activity. The transcript has a single exon. Bases 1 to 1197 code for a protein of 398 amino acids. Gene Ontology annotation, biological process: transsulfuration. Lineage: Eukaryota; Parabasalia; Trichomonadida; Trichomonadidae. Gene Ontology annotation, cellular component: cytoplasm. The record is from RefSeq and is a predicted model, not a curated record.